AAGAACCUUUUUUAUUUAAAAAAAUAUAUAUAUAUUUUAUUAGGUGUACAUGUAAUAACUGUGCAAAAAUGCCAAUUGAAGAGGAAAACAUCUGCUGCAAAGAAAUACAGAAGGUUGUAAAACGAAUGAUGGAGGUUCCAGACCCUCCUAAAUGUAUGGUUGAGCAUCCAGGUUUUGAACCAAACUGCUUAAAUCCGUAUACUUUGCAAAAUAUCAAUAAUAUUUACAGAGCCGACUAUGGACCAGUGAGACGCAGAAAUGAAGAGGAGCGUUUCCGUUAUCUGGCCUAUCGCAGCUUUGUCAGCUGGUGCUGGGGCUACCUAGGACGUAGUGUGAGGGUUGUCAUCCCCUCAUGUGUUGUUAACCGGAUCCGUCUACAGUUUCCUGAUCCAGCGGGACAGUAUGUUGGGUUCCGGCCACCCCUCGACUGAAUCGUGACACACGCUGGGCAAUCACCUCUUCUUUGGAAGGUUUUUCAUACUGUGAUGACAGAGGAGGUGGAAUGGGGAUUGCAUGCAGCUCUUCCGCAUAUGGCUUGGGGUCCACAAAGACUUUAUGUAACAGAAGGCUCAUAAGGUCAUCCA
This is a messenger RNA of Carassius carassius (crucian carp), 584 nucleotides long. RefSeq names its product P2X purinoceptor 7-like. The transcript is spliced from 3 exons. The coding region runs from base 69 to 431 and encodes 120 amino acids. The record is from RefSeq and is a predicted model, not a curated record. Lineage: Eukaryota; Metazoa; Chordata; Actinopteri; Cypriniformes; Cyprinidae.